AUAUUAAAAAUACACGUGAUACUAAAUAAGUGAUUUAAUUUGUAGUCCUUUUUACACGGGCUUCUACGACUGAGCCGGGCCGUUGCUAGGCGCGUUGUGUUGUGUUUCUCUGGACAGCGCCGAACGUCAAAGUUUCUCAAGUUUGUCUACAUCUAAUAUGUAAUCGUAACUAUUUCCAGAAAGCAUUUUUUUAACAUGACAGAUGUUUGUACUAGCUUUAUAGCCUCGGGAGUAUGAAACGAUGUAUAGACGUUGUUUGUUUUCCUGUAGUCGUAAGGCUGAAAAGAUUAAAGUUCAUCUCAUAAAAACCUUGCACUAACUUAGCCACAUCGCUAGCCUGGUUUGUCCAUUUUUUUGCUUAUUCCGUCACGUUCCGCAGUUGUCCUGAUGACAACGAUGAAAAACGAGUCAUGAAAAGAAAACUGCGUCAGUAAUACACUGCGUAAUGUAUUUAAGUGGGUAACAGGUUUGAUUUUACUAACGUUAGCUCACCUCAAACGUAUUUGUCUACGCUUAAUCGUUGAUGAUGGAUCAGUAUCAUAUAUUGGAGGUUAUCGGGGAAGGAUCCUUCGGGCGGGUGUUUAAAGGCCGGAGGAAGUUUAGCGGCCAGGUCGUGGCGUUGAAAUUCAUUCCCAAAGUUGGCCGCUCAGAGAAGGAUCUGCGCAGUUUGAAAAGAGAGAUUGACAUCAUGAGGGGGCUCAAACAUCCCAACGUAGUGCUGCUGUUAGACAGCUUUGAGACUGAGAGGGAGGUUGUGGUGGUAACAGAGUAUGCAGAGGGGGAGCUGUUUCAGAUCCUGGAGGAUGAUGGGGGUUUACCCGAGGGUCAGGUGCGUGAAAUAGCCUGCCAGCUUGUCUCUGCCCUGUAUUAUCUACACUCGCAUCGCAUUCUGCACCGUGACAUGAAACCACAAAACAUCCUGCUGGGAAAAGGAGUGGUAAAGCUCUGUGACUUUGGAUUUGCUCGUGCCAUGAGUGUGUCCACCUUGGUGUUGACCUCCAUUAAGGGGACUCCUCUAUACAUGUCUCCAGAAUUGGUGGAAGAGAAACCCUAUGACCACUCCACUGACCUUUGGUCUCUAGGUUGCAUCCUCUAUGAGCUCCACACGGGGGCGCCACCGUUCUAUACCAACUCCAUCUUUCAGCUGGUGCAGCUUAUCGUGAAAGAUCCAGUAAAAUGGCCAGAGAGCAUGGGCCAAGACUGCAUGAGUUUUUUAAAGGGGUUAUUGAUGAAAGAUCCUCAGAAGAGGCUCUCUUGGCCAGACUUGCUUCAUCACCCUUUUGUUGCAGAUGGAGUUUUAAUUGUUUCAGAUGAGGGUUCGAGUUACCCCCUCACAGUGACACCCAGCCCAGAUGUGCAGGCUUUGAAACAGCAGCAGGCUGCAGAGAAGUCAACAGCACGUAGUGGAGAGGGCAAACUACUGCGGAAAGCCAGAGAGCUCAGAGAGAAAGAAAGAAAUAACAGACUGGAGAUAGCUGGGAAAGCUGCCCGCACCAGUCAGGCUCGCUCUAAGACAGCUUCUGCUGGAGGAGCCCCCACCACUGCCCACUCAUUGGGCAGCACCUUUUCAGUGCAUCAAAAUUCAUCUCAGCCAGCAACCAAUCAGCAUCAAGCAAAUGACAACAGUGUUACCAGAGUGUACUCAGCUCCACAUAAAGGCCAGAUCAGUAAAGAUUAUGAAAGGGAGUUCCCUUCAGUAGAAGUGGGACCCAGGCAGGUUAUGAAGCGCUCUGGACAUGCACGGACCAGUCUGGCUUCGGUCAGGAUGGACAGUGAGGAACAGGAGGUUGACAGUGAUUAUGAGUGGGAGCAAUUGGCUGAAUUUUCUGAUCAGGUGUCUCUUAACACUGCCAUCUUUCGGAGGUUGAAGAACAAACUUCUUUUGGCCAAGAACAAGCUUUUGGUUGAAAAAGGUGAAGGGGUUUCUUCAAUUACACGGCUGCUAAAAGUCCUCAGAAACAUCAUUCAAAGCUGUCAGCCUGGAGAUGCUGAAACAGUGGGCAAUGAGUUGGAGCUUCCUCAUCUACUGUUCGACCUAAUUGAGGACACCCUGAACGUUCCAGAUCCAAUUCAGAAGUCGCAGGGUGAAAUGCUUCUAGGAGAUCUGAUGAGUGUGCUCAUAAUGUACCUGGAAAAGAGCCCCGAGUGGGAGAUAAAGGAGAGGAGAGCUGAGGAUCUCUGUCAGAUAUUUAUAUCAGUAUUUCUCAAUCAAGACCCAAAACGUUCAGCGCUUUUGGCAACGGCAGUCUUAACCUUGUUCACUCACCGUGGUAUAUCUGUGAAUGUCAGCAUGGAAAGGCUUGCAGCCUUUUUAGAGAAUAUUUUGACAGACAGAGCGCAGGUUCACAACCCUUUACCUGAGGGUUGGGGCAUAUGCGACGGCCUUCUGUCACUCAUUCUUUACAGACUAUCUGAGUGUGAAAACAGCUCAUUGUGCGACUUUCAGCGCUCUGAGCUUUGGUCUUGCCUGUGGACUAAAGUGAACAUCUCACUUGAGAACACAACUUUCCAGGGAUGCCAUUUCUCUGCUAAUGGUCUGUACGUGUUCCUCUCUCUUGCUUUGUUGGUUUUCUCCAGUGAUCCAUAUAACUGUGUUGAUCUUCUUUUGAACCUCACUACAAAGUGCAACUCUGUCCUCAGUCACCUUCUCACUACCAAUUGCACUGCAUUGCUCAAUAAUGGCUGUUUCUGGGGUGACUCAGAAAUGCACAGUCUAUCAAUGAUGAGCUGUCAUCUCCUGUGCAUCCCUUUCUCUCUGAGGUUGCCGCUUGAAAAAAAAUCGUCUCUUGUUCAGUCGUACUGUAAUUCAAACAUUAUGCCUGGGUUAAUGAAGAUGAUUCAAAAUCUUCCUGUAGCCCUAGUGGAGCUUCCUCUGUGUCUUUUGAACCGUCUGCUACUAUCUGACCCACAGCACACUGCUCCACGUCUUAUCAGUGCAGCCCAGAGCUGUGCUUUCCUCCCUUAUAACACAGAAAGCUCAGACAAUGGAACAGAACAAACUCUUAACCACUCUGGGAAUGGUGUGGAGCAAAUCAAGAGCAACGGUAAUGCGAAGAAAACCAAGAUUGAUCAGAUCAAAGGUGAUCAGUUUAGAAAGAGGAUAGACCAGCUUAAAGCUACGUCUAAAACAAAAAAGGAUUUGGUAAAGACUCAAAGCCAGCUGUCCAAAAGCAAGACUGAGAAGUUAAGAGAGAUAAUAUCGCAACCAAAAACCAAGAGCUAUCAGAAUCCAAGCAUUGAGCAUCUUAGAGAGCAAAGUGGUUGCAUAGAGGAGCUUCUGGACAGUUUGGAGCUCCAUGACAGUCAUCUCUUAAUUCAACAAGGGGGCAACCUUAGCUGGCUUAUAGACAGUCUGGAAGAGUGCAAUAGAUAUAGCAAGACAAACGGGGGUCACCCCAAAGUUUCGACGGUACAAAUUUCAUCCCCAGAGGCAGAAGUUAGAACAGCAAGUUCUCUGUUGGCUGUACUGCUACAAGGCCAAUUACUCUGCGGUUGUGCGGUGGAACUUCUUAUCCUUCUCUCCCAGCUAGCACCUUAUCUCACCCAUCACUCUCGAUUUUUUCUUCCCGUGGAAGCCACCCAACUACGCCUUGCGUUGCAUCACAAAGAUGAUGGGAUCAGAGGUGCUUGCUGUAGCCUGUUGGGCCACCUGCAAGUCUCAGGUGUUAAGAAUGGCAUCACGGAUUUAGAGUUUGACUCAAGCUGGAGCCUUGAUCCACAACUGCUUCAGGACCUGUUAAGCUGCCUGCGUGAUCCAGCCCCGUCUGUUCGUAGGAGUGCCUGCAAAGCUGUGGGAAACUGCUUGAGUGUAAUUGGAAAAACUGAUUUAAAUACUUCCAUAAACGGCCUGCAGAAGAUCAAGAACACAACUGAGAGUAAAAAAGGAAAAUUGCGGAGAAUACCGGUAUUAGACGGUGUCAGGCGAGGGUUGCAAAAGGAUUCUUCUGCUUUAAAGGGAAAAGGUUGUUACAGUGUGGGAGACGUAUGGAAAGAAGUUGCCAUAGGAGCAGCGCUUCCUCUCGUGUCUCUGCUGUCAGAUGCUGAUAAUGUCAUUCGACAGCACUGCUGUGGGGCUUUGGGUAGCCUGGCUGUUAUCAGUGGAGUGGAUGGAGCACUCCUUAGUGCAGAUGUGCCAUGCUUGCUACUCCAAACUGCCUGUGAUGAUUCCCAUCAUGCAGUGCGACGGGCAGCUGUGUCCACCCUGCGUGUGUUCAGCCAGCAAAAUACACUGCUACAGGCUCUGAGGUCUCUAGAUGCGGGGAGAAAACUUUGUCACACAUUCCAAAGCUCUUCCUUUCAGAGGGAUUUUCAAUGGCUUGUCAGCAAGUUGGAUGAGCCAGUUGAAGGAAAAACGUGAACAUCAACCUUUACAGUUUGUGUGUAGAGAAAACAAAUUUCACAUUACUAGAAAAUAAUUUCUAGUGAAUGUGUAUAAUAGUUGGAUACUUUCAAAUCCAAUUAGUAGGUUGAUGCAUGUCUCUGCUGAGGCAGGGAAGCAUUUUAUGUUUAUAUUUAUUUGAUCUAUGAUCAAAAUAAUUUAACUGAAAUAAAAUUUGUAUUUUUAUAAAGUGACAGUAACGCAAAAACAUCUCAUAAUAUAUCAUCAUUCUCUAGAAUGCAUUGUAUCUAUUUGUAGAUGUUUAAAUUUAAUUUUUUGUUAAUAAAUAUUUGACUGAUUUAUUCGGACACCGUUAUAUUCAAGUCACUUUUUCCUGUGGAUUUUUCGUUAAUUUCUAUUUAAAUAAAAAACCUGCGUUUGUAUGUUUAUAA
Molecule: messenger RNA, 4770 nt
Organism: Misgurnus anguillicaudatus (oriental weatherfish)
Lineage: Eukaryota; Metazoa; Chordata; Actinopteri; Cypriniformes; Cobitidae
Gene: stk36
Product: serine/threonine kinase 36 (fused homolog, Drosophila)
Biological process (GO): protein phosphorylation; smoothened signaling pathway
Cellular component (GO): cytoplasm
Molecular function (GO): protein binding; ATP binding; protein kinase activity
Source: RefSeq, a predicted model, not a curated record